Molecule: messenger RNA, 1740 nt
Organism: Vitrella brassicaformis
Lineage: Eukaryota; Vitrellaceae
Source: the annotation of a GenBank genome assembly
CAAAUCUCAAGCUUUUUUUGGUUUGGUUCCUUGUACGAGGCCGAGGGCCUUCUGGGAAGGCCAUCCACAGUGCGAGAACCGGACUCCGGAUGAUCCUGUUCAUCUCGCUCUUCCUGCCGGCUGCCUCGGCGAGUGCGGCGCUCAGCGGACGUCAGAGCGACACCAUCGCCGAUGUUAUGGACAAAUUCGGCCCUUUGUCAGUCGAGAACAACAAAGGCGAGAAGCUCUCCGAAGCUGCGUCUGAUGCUGCAGCGGCGGGCCCUUUUGACCUUCCGGCAUUUGUGGCGCCAAAGGACAGCUCUCAUCGGUUCAGCUAUGGGCUUGAAAGCGACCAAGGGCUGCAGCGAGAGGUGUUCACUCUGAAGGUGCUGCCUGACGCGGGCAAAGCAGAUGAGCUCCGCGGCCGCAUCGAGCACGAAGGCGUCCCGUUCGACCUGCUGUCGUACCAUAUUACGGCCUCUGACAAGGCGCUCCACGGCGACAGGAAGGCAGUGGACAUCUACGUGGUGCACAAGGCAGCCGACACAUCGACCGACCGGUACCUCGUCGAGAGUCUCUCGCUGGAUGAGGGGUUUCGCACCUCGUCUGUGUCGGAGGUGCUCAAGGGCACGCUGUCGUCGCUCCCCGCUCAUGCUGCGCAUGGCCGUGGGCUGGACUCUCUGAGUGAUGUGGACGUGGAAAGGCUGCUCGAGCCGCUGAGAGACUUGAGAAUCUGGCGGGAUGGGGACAUGGCGGUGGACCGAGAGGAUGGGGCGCCCACACUGGCUGCUGCUGACUUCCCCACCCCGUGUGCACACCUUGUCAAGUGGUACGGCGGCACGGAUCCAUACAGACAGACAGCAAGAUUGCCUCCACCUGUCUGUCUGUGUUUGUCUGCGCAGGAUCGACAAGACGGACUCUCAGCAGUCGUCGCCCUCACCCUCCCCUACCCCGCCCGCCAUUGUGUCAGCUCACUCCCCCGCCGUCGUCUCAGCUGCCGGCCACUCACUGCCCUCGUUCGCGCAGGUGGCGUCAUCUCGGCGGGCCAACCACACCCUCGCCCCAUCCCUCGCAGAAAUGCCCUCCUGGCUGCCGUCAUUCAGCAAAGACACAUCCGUCACUGAGUGUCGCGGCACGAGCAUACGCGGGGCGCACCCCCUGCCGCCCUCCUCCCACACGGCUUCUGCGUCGCUUCGAACGCCGUCUGUGCGCAGGAGCAGCGGUGUGAAGGGCACUGGCACUGUUCGGCGUGGGCGGGGACACGGCGGCACCAAGAAGGUGGUGCGCGCUGCGGUGGCGCAUGCGAUUAACGAGACGGCCACUGUCUGCGAAUGGAGCCUUGUCCAAGCUUUUUCUGUUUGAUGUGAGUAGGCAGACGAAAUGGGUGACGGGAUCGGAUGGGUGCUCCUGAUGGCUCCCGGCCGAGGUGCGGUGUGUCGGCUGGAUAUUGCCAGACUGUUUUUGCAGCAUUGUGGAUACAUACAUGCUAGUUUUCCCACCCUGAGCUGAGCUUUUGUUGUGCGUUUUUUGCUGUGUGUGAUGGGAUACGAUCAGACCAGAUCAGGUCAGGUGCCUUUUUCCUCUCCUCAUUCUUAGUUGGCAUUGGUGGUCCGUGUUGGUAAAUGGGUGGGUGUGGGUGUCGGCGUGAGAGAGAGAAGCGGCUAGUAGAGACGUAUUUGUGGGCGUGGCGUAUGGGUGGGUGGCUCAAGGGAUGCGACAAUGACGAGAACGGACUGAUCAAAUCUGCUUGUUGGUGGUGUG